AUGGGGACUCCUCUGGUGUCGUGGGCAUCGGCCCCUUACGCCGCAGCCCUGCUGUUGUUCGUCGUCUCCUACUUCAUCAUAUACCCCUUCGUAGAGUACAUCCGAGAUCCCAAAGGCCUGCGAAGGUUUCCCAACUUCAGCCCCUUCUCUGGCAUCUCCAGCAUCCCCUUCACCAUCCUGGCCCACUCGGGCGACCGGUCAAGGCGCCUGGCCAAGCUGCACAAGGACCGGCCCAUCCUGCGCACGGGGCCCAACACCCUCUCGUUCGGCACCGUCCGCGCCAUCAAGGACAUCUACGGCCACGGCACGCCCUGCGUCAAGGAUGAGUCGUACGCUCUCCUCGCCGGCACGCACUACCACCUGGCCGACGUCGUGGACAAGAGCGACCACGCCCGCAAGCGCAAGGUGCUGUCGUCGGCGUACGCGCUCAAGAACCUCGAGAGCUGGGAGUACAAGGUAGCCGACAAGGUGGAGCGCAUGAUCGGGCAGUUCGACAGGCGGUGCGCCGCCCUCCCGCAGAAGGACGGCACGUUCCCCGGCGCCGAGGAGCUCAACAUCGACUACCGAAUGUGGACCAACUUCUUCGCCCUCGACGCCAUCGCCGACAUCGGGCUGAGCGACCGCCUCGGCUUCCUGGACCAGGGCACCGACCGCGUCGUCGCCCAGCGCAAGGACGGCUCCACGUACGAGACCAACCUGCGCCAGUGCCUGUACCCCACCGCCCGCAAGCAGUCGCUCCUGAUCUGGUCCUACGGCUGGUACAAGCUCAUCGACAAGAUGGCCAACGUGAUCCCCUUCUACCGCCGCAUGACAGAGUCCUCCCGCGGCUGGGACGACAUCAUCCUCGGCCGCGGCAACAAGCGGCUGGAGCGCUACCGCGCGGGCGAGAAGCUCGACGACUUCUUCCAGGCCCUCAUGGAGGACAAGUCCGGCUCCCCCAACCUGCUCGAGUGGGGCGAGAUCCUCGCCGAGGUCAACAUCAUGAUGAACGCCGGCAGCGUCACCACCGCCAUCGCCAUCGCAAACGUCACCUUCCAGCUGCUCAAGAACCCGGCCUGCCUGCGCCGCCUGCGCGAGGAGAUCGACGCCGUCCUCGAUCCGGACGAGGUCGUCGCCCCUUACGACAAGGUCAAGCACCUCCCCUACCUGCGCGCCUGUCUGGACGAGUCCCUCCGCCUCUUCCCUCCGACGCCCCACGGCCUGCCUCGCGCCACCCCGCCCGAGGGAUCAAUGAUUCUGGGCGAGUGGAUCGCCGGAAACACCACCGUCAGUAUCUCCGCCAUGGUCGCCCACCGCGACGAGAGCGUCUUCUACGAGCCCGAGAAGUUCAUCCCCGAGCGCUGGAUAGGAGAGAAAGGCAAGGAGCUGCAGCCGUACUUCGUGACCUUUAGCGCCGGGGCCCGCGGCUGCAUCGGUAGAAACAUCUCGUAUCUGGAGCAGACUGUCUGUGUGGCGAGUAUACUACACAGAUACGACAUGGCCAUGGCGCCUGGAUUCGAGUUAGAGAGGCUGGAGACAAUGAACCACAUCCUCGGGCCGAUGCCUGUGAAGAUGUGGAGGAGGCAACUGGAUGCCGAGUAUGAGUGA
Molecule: messenger RNA, 1587 nt
Organism: Diaporthe citri
Lineage: Eukaryota; Fungi; Ascomycota; Sordariomycetes; Diaporthales; Diaporthaceae
Exons: 3
Coding region: 1-1587 (528 amino acids)
Molecular function (GO): monooxygenase activity; heme binding; iron ion binding
Source: RefSeq, a predicted model, not a curated record